This is a messenger RNA of Galleria mellonella (greater wax moth), 5782 nucleotides long. RefSeq names its product thioester-containing protein 1 allele R1-like. The coding region runs from base 429 to 4805 and encodes 1458 amino acids. The record is from RefSeq and is a predicted model, not a curated record. Gene Ontology annotation, cellular component: extracellular region. NCBI's taxonomy places the organism in Eukaryota, Metazoa, Arthropoda, Insecta, Lepidoptera, Pyralidae. The transcript has 26 exons. Gene Ontology annotation, molecular function: endopeptidase inhibitor activity.
GUUUAUUUAUUGAAAAACGAGUAUGUAGGCUGAAGUCAAGUUUGUUUUACCAUAUUAGUCAAAAAAGGCUGUUCCGCCAACGCGAAAUGUUGACGUAAUGAGUCAGACGAGCUGGGACACAAGGACGGUGAGCUCAAUAGGUAUGACAAACAUUUGAACAUACAUAUGUAAUAAACAGUUCACCCACGAUACCAUGUUAUGACGAUGAAUCAAAUAAGAAGGUACCAUUUACAUAACUUAAAAUCAUUAUUUUAUUUGAAAAUUUGAACUGAUUUUACACUAUAAAAGCGACGAAUGAGUUUCAAACUAGUCUAAUAUUAAAUAGAGGGGUAGAGCGACAGCUCAAGAAAACAAAUUUUUAGAACUUACUUUCUGAAAAUUCAUGACUUUCCAAAAGGAGGGUAUUAGUCUACACGAAACCUACAAGAAUGAUGGAUCACCGGUUCGUCAUAUGUUGCAUUAUUGUGGUUAUAUCUACCCCUACUGUGAUACAAUGCAUAUCUGUGGUUGGUCCCAAAGUGUUGCGGCCAUUCAGCACGUAUAGCGUGGCUAUAGCUGGCGGGUCCCGUGCCCACAACCUUUACGUGGCUGUGGAGGGUAGACGCGCUAAUGGUGAACAGUUCACACAAGGGCAGGAGGUACAAGUACAGGCAGCUACCUCCAGACAUGUCGAAUUCAAUAUUGGAGACCUAGGUCCAGGUCAAUAUUCAUUAGUGGCACGGUCCACAUCAGGGCCAUUGUUCUCAUCAUCAGCGCCGCUAGUAUAUCAACAACGCAGUUUCUGUAUAUUUGUACAGACCGACAAACGCGUGUAUAACCCAGGAGAUACCAUCAACUUACGAGUUAUCGCCUUGAACAAAUACUUACUGCCGCUGACUGGUACAGUGGACGUGAACGUGCUAGAUGCAGGAGGUUCCCCGGUCAGGCAGUGGGCUGCAGUAACGUUAGACAGGGGGCUUUUCACUGACCUGUUGACUCUUGCUGAUGAGCCGGCACUAGGAGAAUGGACUAUUCAGGUGGAAAUCCGUGGGCAGACAUAUUCGCGACAGAUAUUAGUGGCAGACUAUGUCAUGCCCAAGUUCCAAAUGGAUCUACAAAUGUCAAAGGAGCUACUUUUCAGCGAGGGACGGUUCACCAUCGAUGUUACUGCCAAGCAUUUCAACGGCUUACCGGUGCGUGGGGAAUUAACAAUUUCAGCGUAUAUUGUCUUCUUCUCGGGACUAUUGCAACCAGUAUAUUCAUCGCCUUCUCGGAAAGUAUUCGAAAUCAAUGGCAAUACACAAGUUACAUACGACCUCAAAACUGACCUAGACCUCGCAGAAGACGAAGCGCGGCCUUUAGUUAUCGAAGCCGUUAUAGAGGAAAAAGAUACACUCAUCAGACAAAACGUAUCAUCGAGGAUACUUUUAUUGAGAACUCCAUACAGGCUGAAGGUCACAGCGCCCGAUUACUUCAAGCCAAAUCUACCUUACAAUGUUCAGAUUGAAGUAACAAAUUCAUCUGGAGAAAUAAUGAACACUGACGGCGAGAUUACGGUCGAACGCCUUUGGGACGAUGGUGCGCCACCCAACACUACCACAGUUUCUCUGAAAAACGGCUUCGCCACUUAUACUAUUAUACCAGAGCCCGCGUAUACUAAUUCAACACUUAAUUUACAGGUCCGAUAUAAGGAAGUGACAGAGCGUGUGGUGAAUGUGCAAAGCAGUCAGGGUUCAGCAAACCAAUACCUGACCAUGGAGCUGCUCACUAGGGGGACGAGUGUUGGAGACGAGAUGCGUGCUCGAAUCACUGCCACGGAACCUAUGGAUUUGGUGCAUUAUGUUGUUAUUGGGCGCGGAGAUAUUCUCAUGGCUAAGACAUUAGAGUUGAACCCGGUCCGGCGCAGCGUGGACAUAUCGAUACCGGUGACGGCAAAAAUGUCGCCGGGCUGUGUGCUACUGGCCUGGUACCCGCGGCUCGACGCCGCCAGAUACCCUAUAGUGGCCGCCGCUGUGUACGCGCCCCAACGGAAUCUGUUGCAACAUAAGGUGUCGUUGUGGCCAGCAGCUAGCAAUGUUCGUCCAAGCAGCGUGGUGGAGGUACAAGCGCGGGCGACGGCGGGCAGCCUGGCCGCGGUACUGGUGCAACCUGCUGCCGCCGCGCGGGCAGGACUCGCCGACCCACACGGACUCGGUACCGGGCUCGAUAUGCACACCAUUGAAAGAGAAGUAGAAAGCUUCAUAGGUUUGAAGCACUCCUUUUUCAAGAAUGAAGAUUAUCUCCCUGGCGCUGGAGUCGAUAUAAGCGGCAGCAGUUCCAUGGAUGUGUUUCAGAAUGUCGGUGUAGUAAUCUUAACAGAUGGAGUGAUAAUUCAAAAUAAUAAACCAGAAGGAACAAAUGAAGUGGAGACGGGCACGCGGCCACCACUGGCAGGCCCGUACGCGUUCAGCCGAUUGCCACCGCCACCAGCACCACGGUACUACCUCACCGAGCCACUACCGCCUGCUUCAGAUACCACGCGAGUAUUCAGCAAUUUCACUAUUGGUUCCGAUGGCAAGAGUUCAACUGAAACUCGUUCUCCAGGAUUGCCAUCAGAGCUGACAGUAGGAGGCUUCGCAAUAGACCCAAACUUAGGUCUUGGUCUUGCUGAGCCGACAACUUUUUCUGUUACCUUGCCACUCUCCAUCACAUUGGAACUGCCAACCACUAUGCAAAAGGGGGAGACACUGGCUGCUAUAGUGGUGCUAAAGAACACCCUUACAGUUGAUCUAACUGCUGAAGUCACAUUCUACAAUUCCGACCAAUACUUCGAAUUCGAACCAUUGGACAAUGAUGUUGGCUCAUCUAAGAAAAUCGAGCUAUUCAGUCGGGCAAGUGUAAAAGUACCCGCACAAGGAACAGCCAGCACGGCGUUCCUCGUGACUAUCAUUCGCGAUGGUAGCGCACCUGUCAUGGUUGAAGCCACCGGCGGUGGACACUCCCAUUCUAUUUCCCGAACGAUCGAUGUUAAAGACGGAUACGAAGAAGAUCUGUGGUCGUGGAGCGUAUUGGACGCGCGCAACGGCGUGGCUCGUGAGCGCGUAACGCUACAGGCGCCGGCGGGCACACGCCCGGGCGGCGCGCUGCUCUCGGCGGCGGGCGAGCUGGUAGCUGCUGCACUGGCUGCCGCACUUUCCACCACCGGCCCCGCACCCGCAGCGGAUCCGCCCCAUGCCAUACGACCGCUAGCGCUUGCUUGCGUGCUCAUCGACUAUUUACAGACGAAAGAUCAGCCAGUACCAGCAAAGAUUCACUCCCUAGUGUCUACUGGUUUUCAACGGCUAAUGUCAUAUCGUCGGCAAGACGGAUCCUUUGCACCAGAAACGGAUAGCGAAGUCGAGGGAGAUGUAUGGACAACUUCGGUGUGCGCUCGGUGGCUGGCGCGGUGCGCUCGCCACGUGCAGACGUCACCCGAAGCUGGCGUGGGCGCGGCGCGCUGGCUGGCCGCACGACAGCUCGCUGAUGGCAGCUGGCCGCCCGCUCGCCGGGUGCUCGCACCGCGAGCGCAGCGACCGCUGCCACUCACUGCACACGCGCUUCUCGCGUUACUACAGACCAAGGGCAGUGACAUCCUUUACAAAGACAACAUCGACAGUGGUGUGGAGUACAUAGCGCGGGGUUUGUCACCGCAGUUAGACGCCUACACCCUUGCGGUGGCCGCCAGUGCGCUCGCGGCUGCCCGUAGUCCGCAUGCCACGAUUGCGCUACAGAUGCUUGACCAAUACGGAAACACCACCGGUUCAGCAGCAUACUGGUCGCGUCAUGUCUCGGGACCGGAAUGGCGUAACCCAUGGCUGCGCGAUAACAGUGUGGACGCUGCCACAGCCUCUUGGGGUCUGCGCGCGCUUCUGUCUACCCCCACUCUUGACUCUGCUGCUCCAGCCGCUGGGGCAAUGCCGCUGGCACGAUACCUAUUGCAAACCGUUGGGCCCUACGAUCCUGAUCCCGAUGUAGUCGACGCAUUAGCUCAGUUUUCCGAAUCUAUACGAAUAUCGAGCACAUUAAGAAUAUCGGUGAACGUUAGCGAAUCCGAAGAACCUAGGCAGUUCCAAAUCAUGCCAAGCAAUGCUUUUGUGAUCCAAAAUCAACAGAUUCGCAACGUCCGCAAUGUGAGUGCAAUGACUGAAGGCAGAGGUGUCGCAAUAUUGGGCCUUUCUGCUAAGGGUUAUACGAAUGUGACGGCUGCCUGGCCACGGUAUACUCUCGACCCACGGGUCGACCAGGUUUCUACCAGCUACCGGCUCCAGCUCUCCAUCUGUGUCGGAUUCGUAGCUCAAAGUAAUGACACAGAGAGUGGACUCACUCUCCUUACAGUGCAGUUACCAUCAGGAUAUUUGGCCGAUAUAAAUACACUUACUGAGUUGACGAGUGCGCGGCACGUGGUGCGCGCGCGGCUGCAGGCCGAGGGCGCCCGCGUGGCCGCGUGGAUGCGCGUGGGCCGCGCCGAGCGCUGCGCCACGCUUGCCGCGCCGCGGGCGCUCCCCGCCGCCCGCCAGCGCGCCGGCUGGGCCACGCUCAUCGACCUCUACGACUCCAGUCACCGCGCGCGGCAAUUCUUCCAGCCGGUGACGAGCACCGCGUGCGACGUGUGCCGCGAGUGGCCGUCGUGCGAGCGCGCGUGCGGCGCCGCCGCGUCGCAACGCGCUGCCGACCGGCCCGCCGCCGGCGGCCCUGGCGGCCCUGGCGGCGCCGCGCCCGGCCACGCCGCCCCGGCCGCGCCUGCUCACGCCACCACUCUACUUCUACUUCUCACUCUUACCUUCAUAGUCAAUCUGACAUUACGAUAGCAAUAUAGCACCAAUUACAUGUAAAUAGAGUCGCAUUUAUACCAUAAUACACCACACGUUUUUUUUUGCAGUAAUAAUCUUACCACAUAAGAAAGGAAACUACAAAAGUAUCUAUAUGUGUAUUACUAUUUGUGAGUAGUUCCUUAUUCUUAUUUGGCAAGAUUUAUUCUCUAAAAAACUGUGCCAGUGUAUUGCUAUAUAAACUAAGCUUUAGUUGAUAAAUGCUUUAUCAAUUUUGCCGCAGACAAACUGAAUGAGUGAUUUGUAAUUGUGUACUUGCUAAUUCCGUUAUACAUUUUUAAUUUUUAAUUGAAUAAAUUGACUGGCUCUAAAGACUCAUAAAAGGUUUACCUAGAGCCCUACAUACAUUAAACGAUUAUUAUAAUGAUUCAUCAUUCCAUUUUAAAAAUCGAAUAUGUGGGAUCGUACCUCUGUAACGAUAUCUUGUCCUAUUUUGUACAGAAAGGUGAACAGAACAGAAAACACCUGACUCUGGCUCACUAGUGUUGAAGAAUUUGGUUUAAGAAAAAGUGUAGUCUAUCACGUCAUAGUUAUUAAUUACAUACCGCAACUUAUUUGUGUGAUCUAAAUCUAAUUAUAAUCCUAACAAUACUUAAUGAUAAAUAUUUCAGUAUUAAAUAUUUACCUAUAUAACGCCAAAAUCACCAUAAUCGUAACUAAUAUUUAACUCAAUUAAAUAGGUACCUAAAUAAGUAGACAUCUUGUUUCAUAUAAAGAGCUUUGAGUGAAUAUUGAAUAAUAAAAUUGCGAACUACUUGAGUACAAUGUUGUUUAAUAACUUUUUAGCAAUGAUUUUUUUUAAUUAAGUUGUUUUAAAACAGCUAUGUGUUAUUUAAUUUACUGAAUUUGUUAAAAAAAAAUGUAAAAAUAAAACAAUCUCUGUACAUAUUAAUUAAGUAGAUACCUAGGUAGUAUUUUUUCUUAAUAUCUAACUUAAAUAAAUAAUUAUCCCAUUA